AUGGAAGACAAACCCCUCGCCGCAGCCAGCACAGAUCCCCGCGACCUCGCGGCCCAAGAAUCCUCCGCCUCAGUGAUCUUCCCAACCUUCACCUCCACAACCGCCUGGUCCCUCGGCCUCGCCCUGCGCUCCCGAAUCCUCUCCCUCCCGCCCACGCAACGCAAACCGGCCCUAAUCUCAAUCGCCCUAACGGGCGGCUCGGAACCGCACGUCGUCUUCCAGAGCGCCACCGAGCCCGGCACGAUCCCGGACAACGAGGUGUGGGUGCGUCGGAAGCGCAACACGGUGCUGCGAUGGGGCGUGUCGAGCUGGUUGAUGCGUGUGAAGAUGUUGGCGAGCACGGGGCUGAGUGGCGGGGAGGUGGAGGCGGCGUUUGUGAAGAAGCAUGCGCUGACGAGUACGGGUGGGGGAGGCGCGGCGGAUGACUUUGCGAUUCAUGGGGGUGGGUUUCCCGUGCGGGUUAAGGGGGUGGAUGGCGUUGUGGGCGUGGUGGUUGUUAGUGGGUUGAAGCAGGAGGAUGAUCAUCAGCUUGUGGUGGAGGUGGUGCAGGAGUUUAUUGCGCAGGGGGGUGUUUAG
This is a messenger RNA of Aspergillus melleus, 576 nucleotides long. RefSeq names its product DUF967 domain protein. NCBI's taxonomy places the organism in Eukaryota, Fungi, Ascomycota, Eurotiomycetes, Eurotiales, Aspergillaceae. The coding region runs from base 1 to 576 and encodes 191 amino acids. Gene Ontology annotation, cellular component: TRC complex. The record is from RefSeq and is a predicted model, not a curated record. The transcript is spliced from 2 exons. Gene Ontology annotation, biological process: post-translational protein targeting to endoplasmic reticulum membrane.